AUGAACGAACCCAUUUUUCAUUUCUAUGGUAAUAAGGCAGGUGUAGAAGGAGCAGAUUAAAUUAAAUAAGUUAUAGAUGAUGCUACUAGAGGAUCUGAAUAUUAUAAAAGAUAAUAGGAGAAAAGAUUAUAAGUUCUUUAAAAAGUGAAUAAGAUGUAGAUAGAAUUGGAGAAUUAUAAUAAAAAUGAACAAAGAAAGAAAGAUAUUAAAGAGAUUAUUUAGAAUAAAGUGAAAGAAUUUUAAAUUAACACGGAUAGAAUUUGGGCGCAUUUUGAUAUGGAUAUGUUUUAUGUAGCUUGUGAAUUAUUAGACAAACCAGAAUUAAUAGAUAAACCAGUUGCUGUUGGCUAAAGUAUUGUAUCUACUGCAAAUUAUGUGGCAAGAAAAUAUGGUGUUAGAUCUGCCAUGCCAACCUUUGUUGCUAAAAAACUCUGUCCAGAUAUUAUAUUUAUCCCUUGUCAUUUUGAAAAAUACAAAAGUGUUUCAAAUGUAUUUGAAUGAAAUUACUAUAGAUAUUUAUGACUAUACUCAAAAAGUAUGAUGAUAAUUUAGAAUCUAUGGGAUUAGAUGAGGCUAAUUUAGAUCUUACAUAAUAUAUAAAUAAUUCCUAAGAAGAUCCAGCAAUAUUAUGUGAAAAUAUCAGAAAAGAUAUAUUCUUAGCAACCUAACUCACUGCAAGUUGUGGGGUAGGUCCUAAUAAAAUGAUUGCUAAACUUGCCUCUGAAAUUAAUAAACCUAAUGGAUUACAUGUUGUUUAAUAAUCUCCCAUAGCAGUUCUUAGUUUCUUAGAAAAAUUACCUGUGAGAAAGAUACCUGGAAUUGGGAAUAUUACUGAAUAAAUUUUAAGUGGUUUAAACUUUAAUACAUGUAAGGAUGUUAGAGACAGAGCUGAUGAACUCUAUAUAAUCUUUACUCCAAAAACAUUUGAAUAUAUAUUUUACUCUUGUUGGGGAGUUUCAAGAAACUAUCAUGUAGAAUUUGAAGAUUAACAUAGUAUAAGUUGUCAAAGAACAUUCUCUAGCAUAAGUACAUAAAAAGAAUUUGAAGAUAAAGUUGAUUAUAUUGCAGAAAAACUUGCAGAAGAAAUGUAAUCAGAGGAAAAAGUAGGAAAUCAUCUAACUUUGAUAAUUAAAACAUCUAAAUUUGAAAUAAGGAAUAAAUCAUUGUAAUUAAAUUAAUAUACAAAUCAAUCUAAAUAAAUAGCAUUAUAUGGCAAAUAAUUACUCAAGAUUAUGUAAUUAGAUGAACCAAUAAGAUUACUUGGAUUAAAAAUGAGUUCUUUAGCAAAUGAAAAAUAAAUUUAAAAAUAAUCAAUUUCUACUUAUUUCAAAAAGCAAUUUGACAAAUCUAAUGAUUAAGAAAAUUAGAUUACAUCCAAUAUGAGUUCAAAAUCUCAUAAUAUAUGUUAAGAUAGUAAUCCUAUCUUAAAAGUUCAACUCUAGUAACCAGAACAAUCUAAGCCUGAAAUAAUAAGCGAUGAUGAAGUUAGUAGCAUUAGCAAUUAGAUAAUAUCAGGAGUAAAUAGUAAGAGUAAUUAAUCACAAGCCCAAUAAUAAAAAUUCUAAUAAAAAUAAUAAGCAUAGCCUAAGUCUUUUAAUUGUCCUAUUUGUAAUAAGGAUAUUGAUUGUAAAGGAAAUAAUACAGUAUUGAAUAAGCAUAUAGACAGAUGCAUAAAUUAAUAAAAUGUAAUAGCUGAAUUAUCUGAUGAGUCAAAUAAGAAUGUAAAAGAUUCAAAAAAAAAGGUUUCAUCUAAAAUUGAAAAUAAGGUCUAAAAGAGUCUUAAUUUUUUUAAGAAAGGAUCAUGA
Messenger RNA from Paramecium pentaurelia, 1805 nucleotides. Lineage: Eukaryota; Ciliophora; Oligohymenophorea; Peniculida; Parameciidae. The record is from the annotation of a GenBank genome assembly.